Saccostrea cuccullata (small rock oyster) is the source of this 1107-nucleotide messenger RNA. Its product is annotated as putative nuclease HARBI1. Bases 1 to 1107 code for a protein of 368 amino acids. The record is from RefSeq and is a predicted model, not a curated record. The transcript has 2 exons. Lineage: Eukaryota; Metazoa; Mollusca; Bivalvia; Ostreida; Ostreidae.
AUGGCAAAUGAACAAUCUGCUAAGAUGCUGGCACUCAUACCAUGCUUAUUUGAAGCCUUAGACGACCCCCCUGAAUUAUUACAUUUGUUAGGCUCCGACAGUCAUGUCAGUGGAGCGUCUGGAGAUGUGGUUUUAGCUGCUUCUUUACACCAGCCUGCAUUAGAAUUGUUCAAUCACCGAUUGAUGGGUUUUGUAGAGCAUGAUGUGCCUCUGUAUAAUGACUUAACAUUCAAAGCCCAUUUUCGAAUGGUCAGAAGCACAUUUCAGAGCUUGCUUGAGGCUGUGGCUCCAUAUUUGGAUUGCAGAUCCAACACACUGGAAACAAAAGUUCUCUCUACCGUGUGGCUCCUCAGCAAUGCCGAGUCCUUCCGUGGUGUAGCUGACCGCUUCGGACUGUCAAAAGGAAGCCUGCUCCACAUUUUUCUUUCCGUCUGUGAAGCCAUGAGACAUUUGGAUAGUGUUGAGUGGCCAAGUGAGCAACUGAUGAAGGUCUCAGCUGGCACUUUUCUGGCAAGGCAUGGCUUUCCAGGAGCGAUCGACUGCAUCGACGGAUGCCACAUUCCUAUCAAAGGACGCUCCGAGGAUCGCUCCAGUUUUAUCAAUAGAAAAGGUUACAGUUCCAUUGUUCUCCAGGGAAUUUGUAACGAGAACAUGCAGUUCAUUGACGCCUUUGCUGGUUGGCCAGGAUCAGUCCAUGAUUCUAGAGUUCUCAGGAACAGCCCUAUUACUGCUGAGUUGGAGAAGAUGCCUGGUAAUCUCCAUAUCCUGGGUGACUCAGCUUACCCCCUUUCUACCUUUCUGAUGACCCCAUUCAAGGAGACAGGCAACCUGGGUGACCAAGAAAGAAGGUUUAAUGUCCUACACAGCACCACCAGAUCAAUCAUCGAACGAUCAUUUGCGCUUCUGAAAGGGAAACUCAGAAGACUCAAAUCCCUAGACAUGAGCCUUGAACAGGAGAUCCCAGGUGUUGUUAUGUCUUGUGUGUACUUGCAUAACUUUAUCAUCAGCAAAGAGAGGGAGGAUAAUGAGAUCAUCCCAAUCAGAGACAUGAACUUCAACUUCAGUACGGCAUCCCAGAAACGUGCAGCCAUUGCAGCCUGGAUUUAA